This is a messenger RNA of Marmota monax (woodchuck), 4249 nucleotides long. It is a transcript of the gene Wwp1, whose product is annotated as WW domain containing E3 ubiquitin protein ligase 1. The transcript is spliced from 25 exons. Gene Ontology annotation, biological process: ubiquitin-dependent protein catabolic process. The coding region runs from base 311 to 3082 and encodes 923 amino acids. NCBI's taxonomy places the organism in Eukaryota, Metazoa, Chordata, Mammalia, Rodentia, Sciuridae. The record is from RefSeq and is a predicted model, not a curated record. Gene Ontology annotation, molecular function: protein binding; ubiquitin protein ligase activity.
GUCGGGUGUCCGCAAGCUCGGCGUGCGGGUUCCGAGUGGCUGCAGGCGGCCUGGGCUGCCGGGGCCGACGCCUGGGUGGCUGCCGCCGCCGCGCCUGCUGCGAGAUGGCGAUCCUGGGCACGGAAGGGUGAGAGCACCCGCCGGUGGAGGAGGCGCUGCUGCCUUGGCCGCCCGGCCGACAGCUUCGCGCCGGGAUUGUCUUCUCACCAGACUAUGAGCUCCUUGAAAGAAGGAAUCACAUCUUAUUCAUCUUUGUAUCCCCAGUGUCUAGGACAGUUCCUGAUACAUUAUUGAAGCUGAAUUUUGGGACAUGGCCACUGCUUCACCACGGUCUGAUACUAGUAAUAACCAUAGUGGAAGGUUACAGUUACAGGUAACUGUUUCUAGUGCCAAACUAAAAAGAAAAAAGAACUGGUUUGGAACAGCAACAUAUACAGAUGUAGUUGUAGAUGGAGAAAUUAAAAAAACAGCCAAAUCCAGUAGUUCUUCUAAUCCAAAAUGGGAUGAACAGCUAACUGUAAAUGUGACCCCACAGAGUACUUUGGAGUUUCGAGUUUGGAGCCAUCACACCUUAAAAGCAGAUGCUUUAUUAGGAAGAGCAACGAUAGAUUUGAAACAAGCUCUGUUAAAGCACAAUAGAAAAUUGGAAAAAGUGAAAGAACAAUUAAAACUUUCCUUGGAAAACAAGAAUGGCAUAGUGCAAACUGGUGAAUUGAUAGUUGUGCUUGAUGGAUUGGUGAUUGAGCAAGAAAAUCUAACAAACUGCAACUCAUCUCCAACUAUAGAAAUACAGCAAAAUGGUGAUGCCUUACAUGAAAAUGGAGAACCUGAUGCAAGGACAACUACCAGGUUGGCUGUUGAGAGUAGUAAUGGAGUAGAUAAUCACAUACCUACCAAUACUGUUGUCCAGAACUCAUGCUGUUCGUAUGUAGUUAAUGGAGACAACACACCUUCAUCUCCAUCUCAGGUUGCUGCCAGACCCAAAAAUACACCAGCUCCCAAAGCACUCACAUCUGAGCCUACUAAUGACACUGUUAAUCGAGAAUCAUCCUCACCUGCACCAACUGAUAAUGCUUCUGCCAUGAGUACUCAAUUAGCAUCUGAAGAAACCACCUUGACUUCAAAUUACACUAGCAGUACCAUUGAAGAUCCUCCUGAUCAAGAGAUACAAGAGAGUAUGGUUUCCUCAGAACACAGUGAAUGUGUUCCUUCUGUCAGUACAGAAUUGGGAUCUGAAGCUAGGAGCAUUUUAGACCCUGACUCCUCUAAUUCUGGAAAUAGUUCUGCUUUUGACAAAUUAAGGCAGCCAGAUGGGUGUGUGGAAUCUGUACGGCAGCAGUCUGGAAAUGCCAACACAGAAUCUUUGCCAUCAGGGUGGGAACAGAGAAAAGAUCCUCAUGGUAGAACGUAUUAUGUAGAUCAUAACACAAGAACUACUACCUGGGAGAGACCACAACCUUUACCUCCAGGUUGGGAAAGAAGAGUUGAUGAUCGUGGAAGAGUUUAUUAUGUGGAUCAUAACACCAGAACAACAACAUGGCAGCGGCCUACCAUGGAGUCUGUUCGAAAUUUUGAACAGUGGCAAUCUCAGCGGAACCAAUUGCAGGGAGCUAUGCAACAGUUUAAUCAACGAUACCUCUAUUCGGCUUCAAUGUUAGCUGCAGAAAAUGACCCAUAUGGACCUUUGCCACCAGGCUGGGAAAAAAGAGUGGAUUCAACAGACAGGGUUUAUUUUGUGAAUCAUAAUACAAAAACAACUCAAUGGGAAGACCCCAGAACUCAAGGCUUACAGAAUGAAGAACCUCUACCAGAAGGCUGGGAAAUUAGAUAUACCAGGGAAGGUGUUAGGUACUUUGUGGAUCAUAACACAAGAACAACAACAUUCAAAGAUCCUCGAAAUGGGAAAUCAUCUGUAACAAAAGGUGGUCCACAAAUUGCUUAUGAGCGCAGCUUUAGGUGGAAACUUGCUCACUUUCGUUAUUUGUGCCAGUCUAAUGCACUACCCAGUCAUGUAAAGAUCAAUGUGUCCCGGCAGACAUUAUUUGAAGAUUCCUUCCAACAGAUUAUGGCAUUAAAACCCUAUGACUUGAGGAGGCGAUUAUAUGUAAUAUUUAGAGGAGAAGAAGGACUUGAUUAUGGUGGUUUAGCAAGAGAAUGGUUUUUCUUGCUCUCACAUGAAGUUUUGAACCCAAUGUAUUGCUUAUUUGAGUAUGCAGGCAAAAACAACUAUUGUCUGCAGAUAAAUCCAGCAUCAACUAUUAAUCCGGACCAUCUUUCAUAUUUCUGUUUCAUCGGUCGCUUUAUUGCAAUGGCACUAUUUCAUGGAAAGUUUAUCGAUACCGGGUUUUCUUUACCAUUCUACAAGCGUAUGCUGAGUAAAAAACUUACUAUUAAGGAUUUGGAAUCUAUUGAUACUGAAUUUUAUAACUCCCUUAUCUGGAUAAGAGACAACAACAUAGAAGAAUGUGGCUUAGAAAUGUAUUUUUCUGUUGACAUGGAAAUUUUAGGGAAAGUUACUUCACAUGACCUAAAGAUGGGAGGUUCCAAUAUCCUGGUGACCGAGGAGAACAAAGAUGAAUAUAUUGGUUUAAUGACAGAGUGGCGUUUUUCUCGAGGAGUACAAGAACAAACCAAAGCUUUCCUUGAUGGUUUUAAUGAAGUUGUUCCCCUUCAGUGGCUACAGUACUUUGAUGAAAAAGAAUUGGAGGUUAUGUUGUGUGGCAUGCAGGAGGUUGACUUAGCAGAUUGGCAGAGAAAUACUGUUUAUCGACAUUAUACACGAAACAGCAAGCAAAUAAUUUGGUUUUGGCAGUUUGUGAAAGAAACAGACAAUGAAGUAAGAAUGCGACUACUGCAGUUUGUCACUGGAACCUGCCGCUUACCACUAGGAGGAUUUGCUGAGCUCAUGGGAAGUAAUGGGCCUCAAAAAUUUUGUAUUGAAAAAGUUGGAAAAGAUACCUGGUUACCAAGAAGCCAUACAUGUUUUAAUCGCUUGGAUCUACCACCAUAUAAGAGUUAUGAACAACUAAAGGAAAAACUUCUUUUUGCAAUAGAAGAGACAGAGGGCUUUGGACAAGAAUGAAUGUGGCUUCUUAUCUUGGAGGAGCUCUUGCAUUUAAAUACCCCAGCCAAGAAAAAUUGCACAGAUGUGUAUAUAAGCUGUUCAUUCUGUACAGUGAAUUUUCUGAACCUCAAAAGUAUAAAUGUUUUCCGUUCUUCCACAGAAAUAUGCAAAAGUUCAUCAUUUUCUACUUUAUUUAUUGUUCCCUUGAAAUGACUGACCAGGAAAAAGAUCAUCAUUAAAUUUUGAAGCAAGCAAGAGACUUUAUUAAAUAUAAGAAGUAUAUUAUCUAUAUAAGCAUAUAUGAUAGUGGCUCUAGUUCUAUAGAGCCCCAAGUGUAUUAAACAUGACAGCUGUUCAUUCACAAAGAUCUGAAUUUGCUUUACCUUGUUUCUAUUAUCCAGGGGAAAAGUGCAAAUUGCUCCAUGUUCUCCCUUAUGUAACAUCUCCUGAGGGUGUUUUAGUUGCAUGGCUGUUCAGGAAGGUAUUAAGGGCUUAGGCCAAAUCUUACUUUGAGUAUAUAAAAAAAUGCUGCUGGCUUUUUUGAAGACAGGUGCUUGAACUUGUCACUUUGUUUUAAAAUAAAUACAAUAGUUGAAAAAAUUUCCACUCUUUGCUUACAUACAUCAGUAAUAUAUUGAGUGAAACCAUAACUUACAUAGAAGUCACGUACUAGAUCCAAUAACAUUUAGUUUGUUACAGAGAUUGGAAAAAAUUCAUUGAGCAGCAUAGAGAUUUGUUUACAUGUUAUUUUGAGAUGCUAGGUAUUUGUGAAAUUAAAAGAAUCAGCCACUUACGUAACUUCUGUUUUAUAAAUCUUUGAUGUUCAAAUUUAAUAAUAAACUAAUGCAGCUUGAUACUGAGGAACAUAUAAAAAGGUAACUUGAACUUUGGCACUUUUGUGUUGAAAGUUUUGGUUUUGUAAAACCAGAGGCAUUGAAUAAAACCGGAUGCAUUGAAAAGUUACAUAAACAUUUGAACACUCAAAUAGGUGAAUAAUGAUUUUUUAUUAGUGUUUGAAUAUCUUCAUUGCUCUCAAAUUCAUGAAAGUUCUAUAUCUGAAUUACAAUAAGCAUGUAAAAAUCUUUUCACUCAGGAGGACAUUUACUUAACUACAAAAAUACAAAUUCCAAUGUUAAUACUGCUUUUAGCAAACUGGGCUUCCUAAUAAAAUCAAAAAAUUUUCAA